ACUGUGGCUCUCCAGGACACCUCUGAAGUAGACCAAAGAUCUGGCAAAUCUGGUCUUGGGGGUCACCUGUCCUGCAGAGUUUAGUUACAUCCCUAAUCAAACACACCUGAAAAAUCGAACCUAUGUCUCCAGGGUUGCUAGAAAUCUACAGACAGGUAUCUAUGAUUAUGGAUAGAACUAAACUCAGGACCAUGACCCUCCAGAAUGUUGCACAUUCCUGAAGUAUACCUUAUUACACAUUUGUCUUUUUACUCUUCAGGAAAAAAGUGCACAUAUGGGAUCAAGUGUAAGUUCUACCACCCAGAGCGCACAAACCAGUCACAGCGUUCUCUAGCCGAUGAGCUUCGAGAGAAUGCCAGACUGUCUGGUUCAAAAGAGGAAAGCAGAGUAACUGGGCCACUAAGAGGCAUGUACCCAAGAAAUGACCCUGGUUUUGGGUCCAGCUCACCCUCCUUGGAGCAAGAACUGGAACAAAAGCUCAACUUGGAUCCCAAGAGCUCUGACAGCAGGGAUGUUAUGCUCCAGUACUGGGAUGACAUUAUGUCCACCAAAAAGCCCUUAAAUACAGCCACAGUGGCACAACGCAGGGCUUCGGUAGACAGAACCAGUCUGCAAGCACCUUACCCAACAAACCCUUCGUCCAUUUUCAGUUCUGACUCGGGGCUUGGAUCCUACCAAAGCCAGUUUUCAGAUCCAUCCCAGAGCAUUGAUGAGUUGUAUAGGAUGAGAUCCAAUCAUCCACCGAUGUCUGGUAACCCUGGUGUACCUGCAGGUGGCCAGCACUACUAUGACAACAUGAGUCAUUUCUCCAACUAUCAGCCCAACUUUGGUGCCUACAGCUCCCUACCUCUGCCCAACCCCGUCCAGCGUUACAGUCUUUCUGCUUACGGUGCCUGGCCUUACCCUUACUUCUCACCACAGGCAACCAGUUUACCCGAACCUUUACCCUGUCCUAGCUCGCACAGGUCUCCUGAUGUCUAUGGAAGUCAGCAGCACUCAGCCAUGCCACAGUCCAACGCUUUCCAGGAAGAAAGAGAGGAGGUCAGGAAAAAUCUUCAUGCAAUUUUUAACCCGCAUCAUGUAAACAAAGUUAUGGAAAUGUUCCCGCAGCUGAAAGAUGCGCAGCAGCUGGCGGCAGAGAUUCUCAAACUCAAGUCCAGAGGAGAGUUCUUCUGAUUUGUUGAAACUUUGGGACCAUAAAAAAGACUGCAUGGCAUGCCAAGUUUCUCAAAAGAAAGAGUCUCUACACUCUCAGAAAAAAAAUGUGCAUACAUUGUACAUUUAGGGGUACUUUUUUACCCUUAAAAUGUUUGUAGUAGUGCUUUAAAGGUAUCUAGUUCAACUCUAAGGUAUACACCUUUUAGGGGGAGAUAAGGUACAAACUUGUCGAUUUAGGGGUACAACAACUUGUCACUCAGGCGCUCCCUGAACUUUUUACCUUUAAAAUUUCAUAGUAGUACUUUAAAGGUACCUAUUACUACUACUAUUAUUUACUACUACUUUAAAGGUACCUAUUACUAAUAUGCACUUUCGAGGGGUAGAUUAGGUACCGAUAUGUCCUUUUAAGGG
Sinocyclocheilus grahami is the source of this 1569-nucleotide messenger RNA. RefSeq names its product ribonuclease ZC3H12A-like. The record is from RefSeq and is a predicted model, not a curated record. Gene Ontology annotation, biological process: 3'-UTR-mediated mRNA destabilization. The transcript has a single exon. Gene Ontology annotation, molecular function: metal ion binding; RNA endonuclease activity; mRNA binding. Gene Ontology annotation, cellular component: nucleus; cytoplasmic ribonucleoprotein granule. The coding region runs from base 205 to 1176 and encodes 323 amino acids. NCBI's taxonomy places the organism in Eukaryota, Metazoa, Chordata, Actinopteri, Cypriniformes, Cyprinidae.